Messenger RNA from Patiria miniata (bat star), 2650 nucleotides. RefSeq lists its product as uncharacterized. Gene Ontology annotation, biological process: regulation of synaptic transmission, cholinergic; sleep; positive regulation of voltage-gated potassium channel activity. The coding region runs from base 77 to 595 and encodes 172 amino acids. The record is from RefSeq and is a predicted model, not a curated record. NCBI's taxonomy places the organism in Eukaryota, Metazoa, Echinodermata, Asteroidea, Valvatida, Asterinidae. The transcript is spliced from 4 exons.
CAAUCGUUACUUGCUGCAUGUUUGCCCAUGCAACCAAUAAUCUUCAAUAAACAUCGCACCUACGAGCAACAAAAACAUGGGAGGGAAAUUUAUCGUGCUGUUGGUCAUUUUUGCCGUGGCUGUUCAGAGGGCUUCAGCACUGAACUGUUACCAAUGUACAACCUUCAACACAACAGGACUUAACAUACCACUGGACCCGCAGUACACGAUGAAGGCAGACUGCGCCAACUCCCCUCCUCCAGAUACAUACAAAGGCAAAUCAUCCUGCCAGGACGCAACACUGUACAACGCAAAGUGCGUAAAAGCUGCAGGAAAUGUUAAGGGGAAAACCACAGCCGGAGUUGAUGUUGACAUCAAGGAUGGAACACUCAGAUCAUGCUACCAGAUUCCAAUCACGUACGAGAAUAAGUGUUACGAGGGUGCGGAUUCGGUCGCUUUAGUUCUGAUGAUGUUUCCUGACUUAAUUCCCGGUCAGAGUGAGAUCACUGUCAAACUGUGUAUGUGCGACGGCGAUAACUGCAACAGUGGCAGUGCGGUGCGCCCUCUAGCGGCACUCCUCGCAUUGGCAUUCGUCGCCAAGCUCCUCGUGAUGUAGUAACUUUGUCAUUGUAGGCGAAAUUAGAGGGCACUGGUUUUGUAUCUUUAUGGAACAGGCAAGAGUAAAUCUUUGUGUAUUCAUCGUAAAUAACAAAAAAAUACCAUCUGAAGACUUCCACAAUGCAUAAGGUCUAUCCAGGUUUUGGGUCCAGGGUGAUGGGGAAAAUAUAUAAGGGCCUAUGAAGUGCGGCAAUUUUUUUCCAAUGCAAUCUUAGAAAAUAAAACUUUGUGUCCCAUUUAAGCUUAUUUUGUCACUGUGAAUGUCCUUUUCACUUUAGGCGCCUUUUUGUUGUUAUGCUGAUACAAAUUUCCAUAUUCAUGAGCAAAUGUGUAAUGUCAUUCCAGGCAUGCAGAAACCCCAAUGUUUGCAAACAGCUAGAAUUUUGGAUAUUUUGGUAUCGUCAUUUAGGGGGGGGGGGGGUAAAUCGUUGUUGUGUAAGUACAUGGCAGAAAGCCAACGAUCAACCCUUUCUCAGAAAUGUUUUCAAUAAGCAAAUUUUGGGUUCACCAUUUCAACAGAAAAAAACCCAUAUUGGAAUUGUCUCUCUGAAAUGACAUCACAGCAACUGCACCCUUAGUUGUUCGGAAAAGCAUGGACAAUGUGAAAUGUUUAAAGAAAUGCAAUUUUAGAUACAAUUAACCAAACAGGGAUGUCAAAUAGUUUUCAUACAUUUCAAGAGGAGAAGAAAGUUGCACUAAAUGUGUUCCUCAAAAAAAUUUGUCGCAUCACUAAAACCUUUAAUUCAAGUAGUGACUUCAUUUAAUCCCGAGGGGAAAAAAUAAAAUGGCUGCCUUUUACGUAUUUAGUGCUUCAGAAUAAGGUACAUUUUUGCCCUAAAAAAGUAAAAUAUUGCCUAUUCUCGUGUUUCUCAACAGUCAGUGGCGUACCCAGGAUUUCGCUUGGGGGGCCUAAUAAUUUUGUGUAUAAGUUUGAUUUUUUUUCUUUUAAAUGUUGCCCAUUUUUUUGGCUGCAGACAAAUAAAAGUGGUGGAAGGGGACGGGAGCAUUUCGAUGUUUGUGGCGCCAUUUACAACCCUAUAAUACUACUCCAAAAUAGGUCACAUACAUAUCAAAGCGGUCAUAUCGUAAACUUUUUAACCCCCCCCCCAAAAAAAAAACGAACCCCUUGGGGGGUGACAAAAUAUAGAGACCAGACGUUUUAGAGUGAAAAUGUAAUAUUCAAUUAAUAGAUGGAGUUUUGACUGGACUGGAGUGCUUUUUUAGAGCAUUUUCACGCUUUGGGUGCCACUUACCAUCAACACAACACAACAGGCACAAUCGAAUUCAGCACCCUUGAAAUGACUAAGAACACCCAUCUUAGUGUUGCCACAAAAAAAGUCCAAACUGACUUCGUUUCCGAAAGAAGACAAGAUAGAAUUCCUAGCCCAUCGUAUGUAAACCAGCGAGUAAUGUCACUCUGCUGGUACACACAAAGAUUUACUUUUAAUGGGUCUGAAGAUUUCUGGAAAAUAUUUUAGGGAUGUUGAGAUUUAAUUCAGAGCGUAUUGACCUUUCUCUACCUUUCGUCAGUUAUUACUUGCACGAGAACGAAAUGACUCACAGAAUGUACCGAGCAACUGCGCAUGAACUAUGACGUUUUGUGUCGGGAAAAAAAGACACGUUUGAAAAAAAAAACCAAUAACAAAAAUGAACAAAUAACACCAAAAGACCAAUAUACGACUUCAGAUUUUGCUUUUACUGUAUUUUCGGGAAAUCAAUUUCGAAAGAGGUGCAAAGCCGAGUUUUGUGCUCAGUUGUCAUGACAGUAUGUUUUAAAGUCAUUUCGAUCUUGUCAAACAGCAUAUAACAACACUUAAUUAUGAUUCAUUUUUUUUUCUAAUGUAGUGUUUAUCAAUUCAACUAUUUUCCCUCAGUUAUUUUAUGUAUCGAUUUUGAAAAGUUACCGGUAUCAUGACAGAUUAAACAUACUUGUGUUUACGCUUAGAUAAUAUUAUCUACAGUGUUAAUAUUGAUGCAUGGCUGAAAACAAUCGAUUUGUGAAAACAUCUUAAAACUACAGGGAAAUAGAAAUAAAGAAUGAUUUGACAAGAAU